This is a messenger RNA of Oryza sativa Japonica Group (Japanese rice), 2356 nucleotides long. Its product is annotated as probable serine/threonine-protein kinase PBL21. The record is from RefSeq and is a predicted model, not a curated record. Lineage: Eukaryota; Viridiplantae; Streptophyta; Magnoliopsida; Poales; Poaceae. Gene Ontology annotation, molecular function: protein kinase activity; ATP binding. Gene Ontology annotation, biological process: protein phosphorylation.
CCGGCGAUUGCCGCGGUGGAGAUCACGCUGGCGAUGAAAGCAACGAUUUUUACACAAACACAUCACACACUACAUCAGCAGAGCCAAGAACCCUCACACACACAGCCACACUCCAUCCCCAAGCUCGCGGGAAAAGCCAAAGCAGCAGCCAAAGAAAUCCACCUUUUCUAGACAAAAAUUUUAGACGAACCGCGAGACUGAUGGCCGGCUUCCAAAUCCGGCAGCCGGGCGCUUUCCCUCUCGAUUCCCCGCUGCAGAUGAGAUGAGAUGAGAGGAGAGGAAAUCUCCAGGAAAAUUUGGCAGGAUAAAUGGGUAGUAAUUGAUUGAUUGGGGUGGUUAAUGCCUUCCAAGAUUGCUCCUCUGCUGCUGUGCUGCUAGGGUUGUGCGAUUCGGCAUGGGGACCAAACCAGAGAGGGGAGGGGGGGGGGGGGGGGCAUGACGACGACGACGCCCCCGUUGCUAUAAUUCCUUGCCCCGUUUCGCCAAAUCCCUCGGGCUGUUGCCUCCUAACCCCGCAAUCCCUCCUCGCCGGUUGGUGAUCAAUCCGGCUCCUGAUUUGGAGUUUCUCUUGGGGACCCAGGGUGGCCGUUCCAUGCCCGGUUUGCUCGUGCAUUAAUACUAGCCGCUUCUUGGAUAGGAGGACAACUAGUAGUAGUUCUUCUCUCCUCUCGCUCGCUGUUCCUUGCCCCAUUCUCUUGGCUUCUUCUUCUUCUUCUUCUUCUUGUUGUGGUUGUGUGUUAUGAUAAGAGUUCUUCGCCGUUGAGAUGGGUUGCUUUGGGUGCUUCUCGCCGGAGGUGGACGACGACCUCAAGCCAUCCAAGCCCAAUUACCACUCUUCUGACGAAUCAUCAGGCGCCGACGCGAGGAGAAAGGUCGCGCCGUUGGCGACGGAUGGGGGGAACGGCUACGCGCACAGCUUCACCUUCAAGGAUCUGUCAGUGGCGACCGGCUACUUCAACGAGGCGAAUUUCAUCGGAGAAGGUGGCUUUGGGAAGGUGUACAAAGGCAAGAUCAAUGGGCAGAUGGUGGCAGUGAAGCAGCUCACCCGGGACGGCGUGCAGGGGAGGAACGAGUUCUUGGUGGAGGUGCUGAUGCUGACCGUGCUCAACCAUCCGCAUCUCGUCAGUUUGGUCGGCUUCUGCGCGCAGGGUGACGAGAGGCUGCUGGUGUACGAGUACAUGCCAUUCGGCAGCUUGGAGAGCCAUCUCUUCGAUGUGCCUCUUGGCAAGCAGCCACUGGACUGGAAUACACGCAUGAGGAUAGCUGUUGGAGUGGCCGAAGGGCUUUCGUAUUUGCACAAUGUGGCUGAUCCGCCUAUAAUUUACCGUGACAUGAAAGCAGCUAACAUUCUGUUGGAUGAGGACUACAGACCAAAGCUCUCUGAUUUCGGACUAGCAAAAGUUGGACCAGUCGGUGACAGAACUCAUGUCUCCACCAGGGUUAUGGGAACUUAUGGCUACUGUGCUCCUGACUAUGUGGUGAGUGGUAAGCUUACCAUGAAAUCUGACAUAUACAGUUUUGGUGUUCUCCUGUUGGAACUGAUCACCGGCAGAAGGAUCUACGAUGCUUCAAGGCCUAAACCAGAGCAGAGUUUACUAACAUGGUCAAGACCAUUUCUGCAUGACAAGAGGAAAUUCUACAGGCUCGCUGACCCAGCUCUGCACGGGUGCUAUCCAACAUCUGCACUAAAUCAGUUGGUUGUGAUCAGCAUCAUGUGCCUCCAAGAUCAGCCCCACGUCCGCCCAAUCAUCUCUGAUGUCGUAAUCGGCCUGAACCAUGUCGCAAGCCAGCCAUAUGUCCCUGAGCGCUCCUCAGUGUCGCUGAGUUCCCCAGCAAGGUGCGGGUCACCACAAUAUGCCGGCACGCCAUCUAGAAGGCGAGGCGGCAGAAGAGUUGCUCAGUAUGCAUAGCCUAGACUAUAUCCUUGUCUCAAAAGAACAGCAAGAUCUCAGUCUGGUGAGACGGGUAGAUAGUUGAAACUGUCAAAAAUGCCAUAUAGUCAAAGCCUUCUUGAUUCAAGAACCGGUCUUUAGCAACCCGAUUGACACAGUUUGCUGUGAGAUUGGUGAUAGUUUGAAGCUGACCAUGAUGACUGUUGUUCUUUCAUGCCUUUCAUUGUUUUCAGUUCCUUAAUUCUGUUGCCAGUGUACAUAGCAUCAUCGGUUGUGCUCUGCUUGGGCAGCAGCCAUCAGACAUGCAUCAGUCCGGCCUGGAAGCAUGGGGACAAUGUACUUAAUUGGGAUUUUGAUCAAGUUAUUUAAUCAUGUACAAAGCUCUCAUGCCUUUGCUGCAUAUUACUGCCAUCUUGUAGCUGGAACAAAUCUGAAAUGUCUCUGUUAAGAGUACUGCCGCAAAA